CUAUCGCAGCAAGAGUAUUCGAGAUGUAUCCAAUCGCCGCACUUCUAUCCCUCUCCGUCUUAGGCAGGAUGGUCUUGGCCCAGGACGCCACAUGCACGGUGACGUCAUACGACCAGGUGGCCAACGCGUUGCCCAACUGCACGAACCUUAGCAUUGGUAGUAUCAGCGUGCCUGCCAACUAGACCUUGAACCUCAGUUUGACCAGCGGCGCCAGGUUAACUCUUACGGGAACCAUUACUUUUGGGUAUUCCGAGUGGAAGGGACCCUUGGUGGUCAUUAGAGGCACCAAUGUCACUGUCACCCAAGCCCCCAACUCGGUAUUCGACGGCGAAGGUGCCAAAUACUGGGACGGUUUAGGGGAUAAAGGCAAGGUCAAACCCAAAUUCCUUAGGAUUCAGACAAGAGGAGGCUCGCUCCUCAAAAACGUCAACCUGUUGAACUGCCCGCACCAAUGCGUAUCGAUCAAUGGUGCGGAGGGUACCACUUUGCAAAACUGGACCCUCGACGUGUCCGCAGGAGACGCAAAAGCAUUGGGUCACAAUACCGACGGUUUCGACAUUUCUGAUUCAACCAACAUCAAUAUCGAGACUGCAAUCGUCAAGAACCAAGACGAUUGCGUCGCCGUGAACCAAGGGGCCAAUAUCUAUCUUUCGAAAUUGACCUGCUCUGGGGGUCACGGGCUCAGCUUGUCCGUCGGGCAGAACAACGGAUCCGAUAAUACGGUUCGCAACGUCACCUUCGUAGACUCGUCGGUGUCGAACUCUCGAAACGGUAUCCACGUCAAAACCCACACCGACGGUGGUACCGGUUUUAUAAAGAACGUCACCUACAGGAACAUCCAGAUGACAGGAAUCACCAAUUACAUCAUCAACGUGCAGGAAGAUUACGCGGGAGGCGGUUCGACCGGUACUCCCAAGAACAACAUCCCCAUCACUGGGUUGGACAUAUCUGAGAUAACCGCUACCACCAGCGGUACCGAUUGCGUACCUGUCUUUAUUUUGUGCGCUGCCAACGGCGGCUGUAGUGAUUGGACCUGGGGUCGGAUUUCGUACAGCGGAGCCUCCAAGCCUAAUAACUGCACCAACUUCACUCCAAUUGGAUUCAAAUGCUCAUAAAUUUUUUGUAAUAAAUAUUUUAGCAGAGGAAGA
Messenger RNA from Cylas formicarius (sweet potato weevil), 1148 nucleotides. RefSeq names its product polygalacturonase-like. The transcript is spliced from 4 exons. Gene Ontology annotation, biological process: pectin catabolic process. The record is from RefSeq and is a predicted model, not a curated record. Gene Ontology annotation, molecular function: polygalacturonase activity. Gene Ontology annotation, cellular component: extracellular region. Lineage: Eukaryota; Metazoa; Arthropoda; Insecta; Coleoptera; Brentidae.